AUGUGGAGCACACCUCUGUGGGCCACCCCUCUUGCGGGCCUCCCGCCGGAGGGACUCAGGCCGGCGCUGCGAGAUCCGAUCGGGAGCGACUCGGUCCCCAGGGAGGCGGGGUGGGUGGUGUGGUGGGCUUCCUGGAGGAGGUGGCGCUGCGCUGGGGCCUUGCUGAACGCACGAGACAACCGGACCAACUGCCCCCGCCCCUGCCAGGGCCUGGGCGCGCCCCCGCUCUACGGAUCCCCUCUGCCCACGCUCAACAAGACCCCCCUGGACCGCGUGGAGCCAGACCCGACCUUCUUCGCCUUGCCGAUGCCCAGACACUGUGGGCCGUUGGGUCCCUGCCCUCCCGGCUGGGCCUGGAGACCCCCAGCACACGGAACUCACCCCCAACCCCUCCGCCAAGGCGCCACCAGGGGACCGCGCGGUCCCCCACCUGCUUGCUCGCCUUCGCGAUGCUGGCUUAGACCCGGCGGCGCUCUGUCCUCGGAGGUCGGCUGA
Molecule: messenger RNA, 495 nt
Organism: Rangifer tarandus platyrhynchus (Svalbard reindeer)
Lineage: Eukaryota; Metazoa; Chordata; Mammalia; Artiodactyla; Cervidae
Source: the annotation of a GenBank genome assembly